Molecule: messenger RNA, 735 nt
Organism: Staurois parvus
Lineage: Eukaryota; Metazoa; Chordata; Amphibia; Anura; Ranidae
Source: the annotation of a GenBank genome assembly
GUCACAGGUGGCGAGCUCUUCGAUCGGAUCAUUGAGCGAGGAUAUUACACAGAGAAGGAUGCCAGUCAGCUCAUCGGACAGGUCCUGGACGCUGUGCAAUAUUUGCACAAUAUGGGAAUUGUACACCGUGAUCUCAAGCCAGAGAACCUCCUCUAUGCAACUCCUUUUGAAGACUCCAAAAUCAUGAUCAGUGACUUUGGCCUCUCCAAGAUUGAAGAUGGUGGAAUGAUGGCCACAGCUUGUGGGACUCCAGGCUAUGUGGCCCCUGAACUCCUGGAGCAGAAGCCAUAUGGGAAAGCUGUCGAUGUAUGGGCCUUAGGCGUCAUCUCAUACAUUCUACUCUGUGGAUAUCCGCCUUUCUAUGAUGAAAACGACUCGGAGCUUUUCAAUCAAAUCAUAAAAGCAGAGUAUGAAUUUGAUUCACCAUACUGGGACGACAUAUCUGAAUCAGCUAAAGACUUUAUCCGACACCUGCUGGAGAGGGAGCCGGAGAAGAGGCUGACCUGUGAGCAAGCCCUGCAGCAUCCAUGGAUCUCCGGAGAUACGGCUCUAGAACGAGACAUCCACGGUUCUGUGAGUGAGCAAAUCCAGAAGAAUUUUGCCCGGACUCAGUGGAAGAGGGCAUUUAAUGCAACGUCCUUCCUGCGCCAUAUUACUAAAAUGGGUCAAAGUGCUGAAGUAGAUACUGAUGAAAACGCAGGGGAGACGGUCCAGGAGGAGAAAGAUAAGUGGUGA